AUGAACGUGGAAGUACAAUGGAAGAAGUUGGUCAAGCCGUCGGUACCGACGCCAAACAACCGGCAAAAAUUGAAGCUCUCAUCAGUGGAUGAGAUUCAAAUGCCAAAUUAUACGGGCAUUAUCUUCUCCUAUAGAGAUAAUGCUGAGAAUCACAGAGUUGAUAUUCCUCAGAGGCUUGGCCAAAUGGAGGAGUCACUGUUCAAAACCCCACAGCUCUUUUAUCCUAUGGCACGGAGAUAUGUCGAGGACGAUGGCUGUUUCAUCGAGUGCAAUGACCCUGGAGUCGAGUUCAUCCACGCCAAAGUGGAUGGCCAAAUGGACAAGCUUCUCCAUGGAGACCCCGACAUGGAUUUGCUUGAUCAUUUGUCGACAUUCCCGACCAACGUGGUGGGCAAUUCGUUAGUCGCGAUUCAAGUGAAAACGUUCGAGUGUGGUAGAUUAGUGAUUGGCCUGCGCUUUACACGCAAGAUUGGCGACAUCUCCACCAUGGCCAUGUUCAUUCAUUCGUGGGCAGCCGCUUGCCGAGGACCAUAG
Molecule: messenger RNA, 534 nt
Organism: Eucalyptus grandis
Lineage: Eukaryota; Viridiplantae; Streptophyta; Magnoliopsida; Myrtales; Myrtaceae
Product: acetyl-CoA-benzylalcohol acetyltransferase-like
Exons: 1
Coding region: 1-534 (177 amino acids)
Source: RefSeq, a predicted model, not a curated record